UCUCUCUCUCUCAAACCUUGUACUUGUCUGGUGAGCCAAGCUGAAAGCUCAAAAUACAAUCUUUCUGCAAGAAAUUAUGUUAAGCAAAAAUGUCUCCAUUUCAAGAGCUUUGCUUGCUCAGAGCUUCUACAGGUUACUAUCAACCCAGACUGGAAGCAAACUAGAAGGCAAGGUAGCAUUGAUAACUGGAGGAGCAAGUGGCAUAGGAAAGGCAACUGCAGCAAAAUUUAUCAACAAUGGUGCUAAAGUUGUUAUUGCUGAUAUCCAACAUCAACUUGGCCAACACACUGCAAAAGAGCUUGGAACCAAUGCUACUUUUGUUGCCUGUGAUGUCAUUAAAGAGUCUGACAUAUCCAACGCUGUUGAUUUUACCAUCUCUAAGUACAACCAACUUGAUAUCAUGUACAACAAUGCAGGGGUGCCCUGCAAAACUCCCCCAAGCAUUGUGGACCUUGAUCUGGCAGUUUUUGAUAAAAUCAUGGACAUCAAUGUGCGGGGAGUCAUGGCUGGGAUCAAACAUGCAUCACGUGUGAUGAUCCCAUGUCAAACUGGAUCAAUUCUCUGCACAGCUAGUGUUACAGGAAUAAUGGGUGGGUUAGCAUAGCACACAUAUUGUGUGUCCAAAUUUGCUGUUAUAGGCAUUGUUAAGUCUGUGGCUGCAGAGCUAUGCAAGUAUGGAAUCCGGAUGAAUUGUAUAUCACCAUUUGCCAUUCCAACUAAGUUUGUAAUGGAUGAAAUGAGUCAGGUUUUUCCUGGUGUAGAUGAUCGACGGCUUGUGGAAGUGGUUACUAAUGCUGGUGAUUUGGAGGGAACUAGUUGUGAACCCACUGAUGUAGCUAAUGCUGCGCUCUAUCUUGUUUCUGAUGAUGCCAAGUAUGUUAGUGGGCAUAAUUUGGUAUUAGAUGGAGGCUUUACAUCUUUUAAGCAUUUGGGGUUUCCUGCACCAGAUGAAAUGCAGUAAAAAUUUGAACAGAGAAACUAGAAACAGAAAUUUGCGAGUAUAAGGAGCACAAAUGAAUGUAUUCACAUCCAUUCCUUUUAAUUGACUCUAGUUUACAUGUCCAAGCAUUCUACCUCUAGAGAGAAUUCAAGCAUGGAUUGUUUCAAGUUGACUCUCAGCAUUAAAGCUAAUCUUUCAUGGUGUAUGCAAAAACCAACCUCAUCCCCUUAAGUAACAUUGUUUAGAGUGAUGCACAUAGAGAGUUGAGUUCAAGUCGGUGACCUGCUAAGUUUCAGAAAGCAAUAUAUAUGGCUUAAGCAAUAAAAUACAUGUACUGCCUAUAUAUGUUCAUUCAAAACUAACUGUGCUUAACAAACAAUAGCAUUAGUCCUGUCUUGCACAAUCAUGAGAAGAAAUUCAUGGAACACAGUUGAACUUCCAUCAAACAAAUAUUACUCAAAAAAAAAAAAA
Messenger RNA from Quercus lobata, 1411 nucleotides. Its product is annotated as NAD(P)-binding Rossmann-fold superfamily protein. Gene Ontology annotation, molecular function: oxidoreductase activity. Lineage: Eukaryota; Viridiplantae; Streptophyta; Magnoliopsida; Fagales; Fagaceae. The transcript is spliced from 3 exons. The record is from RefSeq and is a predicted model, not a curated record.